Setaria italica (foxtail millet) is the source of this 576-nucleotide messenger RNA. RefSeq lists its product as uncharacterized. Lineage: Eukaryota; Viridiplantae; Streptophyta; Magnoliopsida; Poales; Poaceae. The record is from RefSeq and is a predicted model, not a curated record. Gene Ontology annotation, molecular function: nucleic acid binding. The transcript has 2 exons. The annotation marks the transcript as partial.
CCGGCAGACAAAACAGAAGCCCGCAGGAUCGCGCGCCGUGUAAAAUCCUUCACCAUCAUUGACCAGGAGCUCUACAAGAGAAGUCAUACUGGGAUCCUCCAGCGCUGCAUCCCGAUCGAGCAGGGAAAGGCGCUGAUCCAGCAUAUCCAUGCUGGGGCUUGUGGUCACCACGCCGUGCCAAGGACACUCGUUGGCAACGCCUUCCGACAGGGUUUUUACUGGCCAACCGCGGUCGCGGAUGCCACCCAGGUAGUCCGCACCUGUGAAGGAUGCCAGUUCUUUGCCCGCCAAACUCACCUGCCCGCGCAGGCAUUGCAAACCAUCCCCAUCACAUGGCCGUUUGCGGUCUGGGGGCUGGAUCUCUUCACCGGGAAGAGAUUUCUCCAGUUCUACGACGACCACCACAUUCGAGUGGAUUGGGCGGCAGUGGCGCACCCCCGCACGAACGGGCAAGUCGAGCGAGCCAACGGCAUGAUACUCCAGGGUCUCAAGCCACGGAUCUUCGACCGCCUUAAAAAGUUCGGCGGACGGUGGGUUGCGGAGCUUCCAGCAGUCCUCUGGAGCUUGAGGACGACC